AUGGAGGAGCGGCUACUAACUAAAAAAAAAUCACUGAAGGCCCAGUACAUCCGCGUGGUGGCUCAGAUGCAGGGCUACGACGUGGCCGGCUGCCGCAGCGUGCUGCGCGACGGCGUCGUGCCGUUCCCAAAGCCGGAGUCGGAGGCCGACUCGGCCAUCUACGAGACGCUGAGCGAGUUUCGUGACCUCACAUACGGCCACCUGGAGGUGGAGGUGCGCUCCGACCACGGCUACGGACUCGUACCAGUCGCCGCCUCCGGCUCGUGCGGCAUCGUCAGGCUCGUCGGCUCGUCGGGUGGGUCGCCGCAGAAGCUGAGCCCCAACUCGGAGACGUCGACGCCGGACGAGCGGCCCGCCAGCGAGAUCGAGAACAAACUCUCGCCGACGUUUGUCGCUCAGCUGCACGACAUGCUGCAGAGGAAGACGAACGGCCCUAAGCCUGAGCCGGAGAGCGGCAAGGCCAACGUAAGCUCCCAGCUGGCGGAGAAGAAGCGUGGCAAGAACUUUGACAACUCGGCGUUCCAGAUGGCCCGCAAAGCGGUGGCGCAGGCCCUUCAGAAGGGCCGAACGCAGGAGCCACAGGAGGUCAGCAAGCCUAAGCUGGUGCCGUCCCUCAGUGUGCCAUCCAACAAGCCUGACGUCACGUUGCCCGUGGAGAGGGUUGCUGGCGUUCCGGGGGUGAUACCGCCGCCUCCACCUCUGCCGGGCCAGGUGACAUCUGCCACAUCUAAACCGGCAGCCCCGCUGCUCAAGAUCAGCCCUCCGAAGGCUCUUCAAUCGGACCUGAAAAAGAAACUUGAGGCAAAGAAAAGCAGCAUACAAGCGGAAAAAAAUGAGCCGAAAAAGAAGCGCACGGCGCCGAGGCCGCCAGAUCGGUCAUUUUCACUGCCUGGCUUCGGGAACUCCCGACUGGAUAUAGCCAAGGCCUUUGAGGAAUUUAAGCGCAAUGAGGCCAAUAAAAAGCAGGAAGCACUAUUGAAGAAAAAGAAGAGCAAGUACGUCGACAAGUUGGAUCUCAAAGACUACAAGAACUUAAAGUCUAACUCGGUGGAAGAGGAGAUGCUGACAAUCGCCGCUGAGUCCGUCGACGCCGUAAAGUCUGACUUGGAGCAGCGGCUUCCAAUGAAGAGUUUCCUCAGCGAGGAUUCAUCGCCCGCAUGCCAGGCUGAGGCGUCUUGCGAUACAGGUGCGGCGAACGACACGGAUGCGGUUCCUACCAGGCCGACGCUACCCGACGCUGAGCCCACCGUCGACAGAAGCUCAGACCUGUCGGAUGACGACGAGCCCGCACCGGAGGUGCCUGCCCGAUCGACGUCCAUCGCGGGCGAGGACCGCAGCGCACCUCACGUCACCCCGACGACCUCCCGAAGCCGGAGGUGGACCCGGAACGGCAUCGAGCGGCACAGCGAGCCCAGCUUCGAGUGCGUGCUGGAGGAGCGCGCCGAGCCCCUGCCGCCCAAGCCGAAGCCGCUGACGAAGAAGCCGCUGGUGCUGCGCAGCGCCGUGCAGCGGGCCGCCGUGGUGCCUGACGAGCAGACGGAGCAGCUGGCGGCGCCGCGGCCGCGCCCCGUCGCCUGCAAGGUGACGGUGGGCGGCUCACAGGUGAUCCAGAUCGCGACGGACGGCUCGUGGGCGGUGGGCGAGCGCGGCGGACGCGGACGGGCCGUCACCGUCACCGAGGUGGAGCGGCAGUUCGAGGAGCUGGAGCGGGCCGAAGCCGGUGAGGUAGAGCCCGACUACCGACGCGGAGAUGAACCGCACCAGGCCGACUCGACCGGUCAGCCGACGACAAGCUGCCCUGAUCCGCCGUCGCCGCCGCCGCCGGCGUCGGUCGACGUGGACGAUGCCGGCACAACGAUCGCAGUCGCAAGUGUGGAGAGCCUGUCGAUCAUCGCCAACAAGAACAAAACGAAGCACUUCCUCGAGGCUCGACUGCAGGAGGGUCUGCGGGACCUCGAGCCCAUCACGACCAGCACCAGCACCAGCACCGGCGCCAGCGGUCAGUGCAGCAUCGGCGUCACCACCGGCACCAGCACUGAACCCGCCAAGAUGGCCGCGCAGGAGGCCAUCUCGCCGCCGCCCGGCUUUGACGACUCUCCUGCCACGGAAGGCGUCGAGUUUGAAGAGUUCGACAUGGACUGGGCGCCGCGGCGACCGGCCGCACCGCCCGUGCGCUCCUACAUGUUCGGCGAGGCGCUGGGCGCGCGCGCACCGCCGCCGCCCGCCUCGCCCUCCUACCGCGACCUGUUCUCCGCCGACGAGGCCGCCUCGUCCGGCUCGGCGGCCAGCCUGGACGAGGCGCGCCAGGACAGCGCCUGCGGGACGGGCAGCCUGCGCCGGCGCGAGGAGGAGCUGCGCCAGCUGCGCGAGAAGACGCUUGGCGUGCAUGAGGAGCCGCUCUCGGGUUACGGCAGCGAGGAGCGUGAGAGCUUCACCGAGGAGCCGCCAGGGUGA
This is a messenger RNA of Pollicipes pollicipes, 2454 nucleotides long. RefSeq lists its product as uncharacterized. The transcript has 7 exons. Bases 1 to 2454 code for a protein of 817 amino acids. The record is from RefSeq and is a predicted model, not a curated record. Lineage: Eukaryota; Metazoa; Arthropoda; Thecostraca; Pollicipedomorpha; Pollicipedidae.